UGUUGUUUAUUAUCUCCAUGAUUUUUCCGCGUGGAGUUUGUUGUAGCCUAGGCCUCUACACUUUUUUUCAUCUCAGAUUCUUUUUAUUGCUUGAAAUGUGAAUUUAAAGUGUUCACAACACACAAAAUAUUGUCCAUAGAUCACUAUAUUCAAUCAGCAAUAAUUAGUUACUAAUUAUGAAGCUUUCCGAUCAAGUAAUUCGGAAUUUUCGAGUGGCAAAGCUUUUCAAGGACCAGAACACAGCCAAAAUCAACAGUGUCGAUUUUUCACAUAACGGUGAAACUUUAAUAUCGAGUAGUGAUGACGAUUCGAUUGUAAUUUAUGACUGUCUAGAAGGAAAACCGAAGAAAACAUUAUAUAGUAAGAAAUAUGGAGUGGAUCUUAUACGCUUUACACAUGCGCAAAACACAUGCAUUUACAGUUCUAAUAAGAUUGACGAUACCAUCCGCUAUUUGUCUUUGCAUGACAACAAAUUCAUCAGAUAUUUUCCAGGGCAUACAAGAAAAGUUGUGAGUUUAUCUAUGUCACCAAUUGAUGAUAGUUUUCUCUCAAGCUCAUUGGACAAAACUAUCAGACUAUGGGACUUGAGGUCACCGAAUUGUCAGGGAAUGAUGCAGUUACAAGGUCGUCCCGUUGCUGCAUUUGAUCCUGAAGGGCUCAUCUUUGCUUGCGGAAUAAAUUCAGAAAUGAUAAAAUUGUACGACCUCCGAUCAUUUGAUAAGGGACCUUUUACAACGUUUCGUUUACAACAAGACCGGGAUUGUGAUUGGACAGGCCUCAAGUUCAGCUCAGAUGGUAAAAUGAUUCUGAUCUCUACAAAUGGACCUGUGAUUCGUCUUAUAGACGCCUUCUCCGGGCAAGCCUUACAGUCAUACAUGGGUCAUGUGAAUCAAAAAGGAAUAUUAUUGGAAGCAUCUUUUAGCCCAGAUGCUCAAUUUGUUUUGUCAGGAUCUCAGGAUGGUAGAGUACAUGUUUGGAAUGCUGAAAACGGGACCAAGACAGCAGUGCUAGACUCAAGUCACAAUGGGGCACCAGUUCACUGUGUCCAGUUCAACCCGAAGUUUUUAAUGUUAGCCACAUCAUCACAGUCAAUGUCUUUCUGGCUACCAAAUAUUGAUGAGUGAAAAUUACUAUGCUACCAAUCUAAUAAGGAUUCAAACAAUGGAAUAAUAUAAAAUAUUUGUAUGAAAAUGUCACUACAUGUGGAGUAUUUUGUGUAUAAUAGAGAGGAUCUGAUACAUCUUUACGCAGCCUAGUAUUUCCAGAAGGAAGUGAGUGCAGAGACUUAGAUCCCAGUCGUUUCACAAAGAAUUGAUGGCAAAGGAUUAGUUUCAAGUAUUUUGGCAAGCAUAGCUUGUUACUAAGGAAGUGCAGAGGUGUAAAUUAAAUAGAAAAAUGUAGACAGUGUAAGCAGGUUAGGACUACAGUCCUGUAUUUAAAUUAUCCAACAGGUGCUACUGAGCUUUGUAAAAUUGGG
Messenger RNA from Anneissia japonica, 1477 nucleotides. RefSeq names its product WD repeat-containing protein 82-like. Gene Ontology annotation, molecular function: protein binding; chromatin binding. Lineage: Eukaryota; Metazoa; Echinodermata; Crinoidea; Comatulida; Comatulidae. The coding region runs from base 177 to 1124 and encodes 315 amino acids. The transcript is spliced from 8 exons. Gene Ontology annotation, cellular component: Set1C/COMPASS complex. The record is from RefSeq and is a predicted model, not a curated record.